AUGUCUGGUGCCCAAUUUGCUGAUCCAAAGGAGCGCCGCCCGGUGGCGUUGGGCGAGGCUCCAUUUGGGAUCCGUCUCUACGACAGUCGCCCGGACGGAAGACCACCCGUGUCGGAGAAAAUGCUGAACCAGGCCCCCUGGAUGUCUGGUGCCCAAUUUGGAGAUCCAAAGGAGCUCCGCCCGGUGGCGUUGGGCGAGGCUCCAUUUGGGAUCCGUCUCUACGACAGUUGCCCGGACGGAAGACCACCCGUGUCGGAGAAAAUGCUGCACCAGGCCCCCUGGAUGUCUGGUGCCCAAUUUGGAGAUCCAAAGGAGCUCCGCACGGUGGCGUUGGGCGAGGCUCCAUUUGGGAUCCGUCUCUACGACAGUCGCCCGGACGGAAGACCACCCGUGUCGGAGAAAAUGCUGCACCAGGCCCCCUGGAUGUCUGGUGCCCAAUUUGGAGAUCCAAAGGAGCUCCGCCCGGUGGCGUUGGGCGAGGCUCCAUUUGGGAUCCGUCUCUACGACAGUUGCCCGGACGGAAGACCACCCGUGUCGGAGAAAAUGCUGAACCAGUGCCCCAGGGAACAGAUGUGCCCAAUCGGGGGACUCCUGAGGAAGCAUCUCCUGAGGGGGCGUCUCCUGAGGAGGCGUCCGCUGCAAGGGCUGGAGAGGGGACCAGUCGGGGGUCGCGGAAGAGUAACGAGGGGACAUCACCGAAGAAAGCCCCCGCUCCUGUUCCUCAUCCCGAAGGUCGAUCAGGAGAGGCGAGGAGGCCGUGGGCCCCCCUGGUGAUCCCAGAGGAAGCCUCCUGCGACAUGCAGGAAUAAGCUGGGUGGGCGGAGCCUCGCCGAGGGUGUCCUGGGCAGGCCCGCUGUCCGUGUCCCGGCGCUGUGCCACCCUCUGCUCCUUGGGCGGUUCCGGUCGACGAGGA
This is a messenger RNA of Nerophis lumbriciformis (worm pipefish), 913 nucleotides long. The record is from RefSeq and is a predicted model, not a curated record. NCBI's taxonomy places the organism in Eukaryota, Metazoa, Chordata, Actinopteri, Syngnathiformes, Syngnathidae.